UGUUGCUUAUGUUAAGUUGUAUCUUAUGAAUUAUUGCGACCAGUUAUUAAUAUCGCAAAACAAACCAAAAGUGCCACGAAUAUCGUAUUUUUAUAUCGUAUCUUAAUGUAAAUAAAUCUGCAAUAUCUGGACAACAAAACUUAAAAUAAUGUAAAGGAACAAUGUGAAGAACAUAUAAGACAAUCGAUCUAACAAGAAUUUUGUGGUCGUCAUUACACUAUUCCACUUCCUCUCUCUCUCUCACUCUCUGUCUGUCCGCUGAGCACAGAGAAUUGUAGAGAAGAUGCACAAAUUAUCUAUGACAAAGACGGUUGAUCUGUUACGGUUUGUCAGCCAGAUGUUAGACAAUGAAUUUCUUUGGCCAUGACUAUCUAAGCGGUUUUCGGCGCAUUGAUCAGAUUGGUAAUAGAUAUCAUCAUCCUCAACAUCAACAUCAAUAUCAGCAUCAACAUCAAUAUCAAUAUCAUUGGAGAGAACAAGAACCGCAGUUCUAUCUCAAAGAGACAUUCUUAUGGAAACAGCGUAAGGGUUCCAGAGUUAGCACAAUAAAUGACUGGCUACAAAUACAAAUUGGCGGCUCGGAGGAUGUUAAGAAGAAAAAGCCAAAGAAUCAAAAUCGCAUCAAGUCUACAAAAUACACAUUGCUCACAUUUUUGCCGCAGAAUCUAUUGGAACAAUUUCGACGUAUAGCUAAUUUCUAUUUUCUAGUUAUGACAAUCAUAUCACUAUUAAUCGACAGUCCCGUAUCGCCAAUGACCUCCCUGCUGCCCCUAGUCUUCGUGAUUGCCGUUACAGCUGCCAAACAGGGAUAUGAAGACAUUCUACGCUAUAGAACUGAUAAUGUAGUCAACCGUUCACCGGUGACUGUCAUUAAGAAUGGCGUCGAGGCGAUAAUACAGUCCCAGAACGUUGCACCCGGAGAUCUGAUUGUCGUGGAACGGGAUUGUGAUGUACCCUGUGAUCUGGUAAUACUCCGUUCAACAGAUCCACAUGGCAAGUGUUUCAUAACGACAGCCAACUUGGAUGGCGAGUCGAACCUGAAAACUCUCACGGUACCGAGAGAUCUACCGACCGUACCGAUCGAGGAAAUGCACAAGUUGGGCAUGAUCGAGUGCGAAACUCCCGGCACUGAUCUAUAUAGUUUCAAUGGCAAAAUCGAGCUAGCUGGCGGCGAGGGACGUGUCCUUCCCUUAUCCUCCGAGAAUGUACUGCUGCGUGGAUCUCGCGUCAAGAAUACCGAGUGUGUGAUCGGUUGUGCUAUAUACACGGGCAUGACAACCAAACUGCAGCUGAACAGUCGACUCACCCGCAAUAAGACGGCAUCUAGCGAGACCUAUGUCAACAGAUUUCUAAUAUUUAUACUUAUAGCAUUAAUAGCCAUAGUUACCUUGCUCUAUUUCCUAAAGAGAUAUAAUGAGCUAUUUGUGAUACCAAAGCUAACGUAUUUGGGACCCGCAGCGGAUGGCUAUAGCGUAAAGCAGUUCCUGCAGGAUUACCUAUCGUUUUUGAUACUGUUCAAUUAUUUGAUACCCAUCUCGCUAUAUGUAACCAUCGAGCUGCAGCGUGUGAUUGGUGGUUUCUUUAUGGAAUGGGAUAACGAGCUCUACGAGAAGGAGACGGAUCAACAGUGCAUUGUGAACACAUCGAAUCUGAACGAGGAGCUCGGACAGAUUAAUAUACUCUUCUCGGAUAAAACGGGUACGCUGACCAAGAAUGAGAUGAACUUCCAGCAGUGCUCGAUAGCGGGACACAAGUACAACUAUAAGAAGACACGUUUGGAGGAGGCGGAGACAAAAGCUUUAUUUGACGUUAACAAAUUCAAUAUGGACCAGAAAGUCUUCUUUCAAGCGCUGGCGAUUUGUCACACCGUCCAGGUGGCAGCAAGCAUGACGCCAGAGGCGCCAGUGGAGAGCACCAAUAACCAGGAGACCAUCAAGUCGGGUCCGCCGGAAAUGUACUCGAUUUCCGAUAUUACCGAGGAGAGUCACAACUCUAGUCAGCACAGUGAGCUCAAUGUGAGCAACACGAUUGAAACAUCCUUAUCGGUGCAUCCAAACGGGGUCAAUGCCACAACGACCUCCUCGGAUGUUAAUCCCCUCCUCUUCCCCGAUGACAGCUACAAAGUGGAGCGCCGUAAGCGUCCUCAGGUCGUUAAGCGUAGUCCCAACUUUGCCAGGUCCAACAAGGUGCAUAUUGCAUCCCCUGGCGAGGCGCCUAGCAGUGUAACAUCUGCAAAUGGUCACUCCAGCGGUGGCAUGCAGAGUCCUCCGAUUCUGCGUCCCAUUUCGCUGCAGUUCCAGCGUUCCACCUCGGAGCGGGAUCUGCCACAGUUUGGGGAGGCGCACAAUGCCGCCGCCUUGGGCCAUCGACGUGCCCAUUCUUAUGGCGCACCCAAUGCCUAUCUGUCCAAUCCCGUUGGCAAUCUAACGCCACCCGUCAACGGACUCUUUCGUGCCGGCAGCACUGUAUCCCGAGAAUCCUAUGCGGCGCCCACUUUCACACGCCAGCCGACGAUGCUCAUUCGCGCCGAAUCGCAGCGGCGUAAGCAGGAGAUUCAACAAACGCUGUGCUUGCUGGACUACCAGGCCUCCAGUCCCGAUGAGAAGGCCCUGGUGGAAGCCUGCGCCAACUUGGGACUCGUCUACACGGGCGACGAUGACGAGGUGCUGCGGGUGAGAAUUGUGCCGCCCCAUUUGGACUAUAAGCGUCCGAUAAAUAGCAGUAAACCCAAAGAGGAUGCCUUCCAUCGUCUGCAUGUGCUGGAGUUCACCUCGGAUCGGAAACGCAUGAGUGUGAUUGUUCGAGAUGAGGGGGGCAAGAAGUGGAUCUACACAAAGGGUGCCGAGAGCUAUGUGUUCCCACUGUGCGCAAAUAGCUCGGCCGAUAUGGUUUCCAAAACGGACAAUCACAUCAGUGACUUUGCCCGCUUGGGUCUUCGCACCUUGGCCAUAGCUAGAAGAGAGAUCUCGGAGGUAGAGUAUCUGGAGUUCGUCAACUCUCUGGCUCAGGCCAAUAGUUCGCUGGAGAAUCGUAAGCAGCUAAGCGAGGAAUGCUAUUCAAGGAUUGAAAGUGAUCUCGACCUACUGGGCGCUACAGCUGUGGAGGAUGCUCUACAGGACGAUGUGGCCGAUACUCUGGUAUCUCUGCAGGCAGCUGGCAUCAAGAUUUGGGUGCUGACCGGCGAUAAGGUGGAGACCGCAUUGAAUAUCGCGCUAUCCUGUGGCCACAUUCCACCCGAUGCCAAGAAGUAUAUAAUACUUGAGUGCAAGAGCCGGGAUGAUCUGCUCGUUCAUCUGAAUGUCCUGGAGCGUGAGAUUGUCUUUGGCAUUGGCCAGGAGUGUGCCCUGCUCAUCGACGGCAAGAGUCUUGCGGUUGCCCUUGCCGAUGCACCCACCGAAUUCCGAGAUGUGGCUGUCAAGUGUACGGCGGUACUUUGCUGUCGUCUCAGUCCGUUGCAGAAGAGCGAGGUGGUUGCCCUGAUCAAAUCAUCCAAUGAGAACUACAACACCGCCUCCAUCGGAGAUGGUGCCAACGAUGUGUCCAUGAUCCAGGAGGCUCACGUUGGCAUCGGCAUCAUGGGACGUGAGGGUAGACAGGCGGCACGUUGUGCUGACUUUGCCUUUGCCAAGUUCUGCAUGCUCAAGAGAUUACUCCUUGUGCAUGGCCAUUAUCACAGUGUUCGUCUAUCGUUUUUGGUGCUCUACUUUUUCUACAAGAACAUCUUGUUCAUGGGCAUCAUGUUCCUCUUUCAAUUCCACACGCUUUUCUCCUCAUCCUCUGUCUACGAUUCUCUGUUCUUGACCCUCUACAAUGUGAUCUACACAUCGCUGCCCAUUCUCUUCAUAUCGCUCACCGAGAAGCCGUACACCGAGGAAAAGUUGAUGAAGAAUCCAAAGCUCUAUAAAAAGAACACGGACAACAAGCAACUACAUUGGCCCUAUUUCCUGAUGUGGACCAUAUUUGCGGUGUAUCAUUCAGUGAUAAUCUUUUACUUCGCAUACUGCAUGUUCUCCUUCAACAAUGUAAUCCUGAAUGGAGGACAAACGGCGGCAUUCUCCUGCUUUGGCACUCUGCUUAUUUGGGCUGUGGUGAUCAUAGUGAACCUAAAGCUCUGGCUGGAGUCGAUGUAUCUAUCAUAUUGGUAUAUUGCCACCUUGGUGUUAUCGAUACUUGCAUUUAUGGCUACGACCGUCAUCUAUAAUGUCAUCAAUCUGGAUUACGAUACGGAUAUUUACUGGGCCUAUAACAAUCUAUUGGCCUCCCUACCUGUCUGGCUGUACGUCUUAUUGACAGUCAUUGCCUGCCUCUUACCCGAUUUCACACUGCGUAUGCUGAAGAGAGCUCUCAAUAUCAAGACAUUCAGCAUUUUCCCAGGAAAACAACGAAAACUUGAGAUGCGCAGAAAGUUCGAGUCGACCUACUUAUAAUACUUAGUCUAAGUCCAUCAUUUUUAUACGGUUUAUUUAUUUAUUUUUGUCUUACAUUUAUGUACAUACACAACCA
Drosophila innubila is the source of this 4503-nucleotide messenger RNA. RefSeq names its product probable phospholipid-transporting ATPase IF. The transcript is spliced from 10 exons. Lineage: Eukaryota; Metazoa; Arthropoda; Insecta; Diptera; Drosophilidae. Gene Ontology annotation, biological process: phospholipid translocation. Bases 348 to 4427 code for a protein of 1359 amino acids. The record is from RefSeq and is a predicted model, not a curated record. Gene Ontology annotation, molecular function: ATPase-coupled intramembrane lipid carrier activity; ATP hydrolysis activity; ATP binding. Gene Ontology annotation, cellular component: plasma membrane; endoplasmic reticulum; trans-Golgi network.